Molecule: messenger RNA, 1080 nt
Organism: Leishmania braziliensis MHOM/BR/75/M2904
Lineage: Eukaryota; Euglenozoa; Kinetoplastea; Trypanosomatida; Trypanosomatidae
Exons: 1
Coding region: 1-1080 (359 amino acids)
Cellular component (GO): Set1C/COMPASS complex
Molecular function (GO): protein binding; chromatin binding
Source: RefSeq, a predicted model, not a curated record
AUGUUUUACACUGGCAUCAACGAGCCGAGGCCCACCUCGAUGAAUUUCUCCUUUGACGGCCUUCACUUCGUGUCGGCGCAUACGGACGACGCCGUCCGUCUCAUCGAUGUGGGCAACAUGACGAACACAGACGUGAUCAUCUGCGACGCGUUUGGCGUGCACAACGUCCGCUACACCCACUCCAGCAGCGUCGUGUGUGUCGCGCCGCGGUUUCACUUGGACGGCCACCUGCACCUUCUCAACACGGAGACGUCGCAGUUCUUCGGCGAGAUGGCGUACCUCAACGACGCCGAGUCGGAGAUUUUGCCAGUGGCGAACACGCCAGUGUACUCCACUCUUGCUCAGUGCCCGGCAACAGACGUGAUAGGCGCGGUGGUGGCAGCCAAGGGUCGGCUAGCCCUUUUCCACCCUCUCAUCUCUGGCUGCAUUGCUGCGACACCGGAGCGAUCCAUCGUAGGCAGUAGAGUCUGCGUGCAGUUUAGCCUGGACGGUCAUCGCAUCGCCAUCGGCGACGACCACCGCAUCACCCUUCUCGAUCGACGCAACCUAUUCCAGGCACCGCAGGUCGUGCUGGAAAACAAGCGCGUCUUCACCACGUCAGCGUCGCUAACGAGAUGCAAAGGGCUCGAGUUUAGCGCCGAUGCAAGUCGCUUGCUGCUCACCUCGUCAAGUGGCGAGGUUGUGGUGUACGACUGGCAGCGCGACGAGACGGUUGUGAACUACUUCCACGGCGACGCGAAGCGACACUUUCUCGGCUCCGCCGACGCCAUUGGCGCGCAGUACGUCUUUCCGUAUCAGAUUGCCUCGCCUAUUCUACAGCUCACCUCGUCCAUGACUGGAGGCCGGCAUCUGCUCGUGUAUGCCGGUUGCCACUCUAAUUCGGUGUACCCGACCCGACACGGGCGACUUCUGUAUGAGCUGCAGUCCAAGGACAGCGAUGUGCCGGUUGCUGUCGCCGUGAACCCACGGCUACAGCUAGCGGCUACUGCAGCACGGAGCAUCACAUGGUGGGCUUUUCACAGCUCUGUAGUCGAGGCUUACGCGAGACCGACGCAGGCGGGCACGAUUGCGGCGGACUGA